UUCUGUAUGUUUAUUUCUUUCUUUUCUAUUUUCAUAACACGCACGUGAUCUGAUUUUUCAGGAAGAACAAGAGGAUUUCCAAGGGUAAGAAGGGAGGCAAGAAGAAGGCGUAAGUCAAUUUUCAACUUUUAUCUUUUAUUCAGAUUUGAUAUUGUACCUCAUCCAAAAAGUGAACAUGUCAGCAUAUGAUAAUGUGGUUGUUGGGAAGCUGAAGCUCAAGGGAAAGGCUCUCGAUGUUAAGGCUGGCGGUAUGAAGAAAAAGAAGAAACAUAAGAAGCUUCUUCAAGAUCAAAACUCUGUAAUCAAACAAGAUGAUCUUUCAACUGCUGGUGGUGGAAGUGGCAUUCUUGAGGAGGAUGAAAUCAAUGAUAGCGAUGGCAGCAACAACAACAACAAAUCGAGCGAAGAAGGAAAGAGUGGCAAUUCUUAUGAUCAGAAUAUGACAGCUGCUGAGAAAAGAUACAUAGAACAAAGAGAGAGAAUCGAUAACCAGAGAUUGGCGAAGACUGCUAACAAGUCUCACCGUGAUAGGAUUCAGGAUUUCAAUCAGUAUCUUGCUAACAUGAGUGAACAUUAUGACAUCCCUAAAGUUGGUCCAGGUUAAUCAACCCAAGCCCCAAUGAAGCCUAUCAUCCAUGUCAGGAGUCUUUGUUUAGCAACAAAACUUUUCAGGGCUUGAUUAUGUGUCUUUUUUCUUCUCUUGUGUUCUGUUCUGUUAUGGGACUCAAAAUCUUUGUUUACUGUUCUAUUGUAAGAUUUGUUAGGUGGCCAAGUACACUUGUGUAACUGUACCAAAACUCUAUUCAAACUUGUAUUAUAUAAUCUGCUAGAAAACUCGUAAGAGACUUUAAUGAUAAUGACUUCAUGGAAAACAGGUUUUAUCUUA
Molecule: messenger RNA, 886 nt
Organism: Cannabis sativa
Lineage: Eukaryota; Viridiplantae; Streptophyta; Magnoliopsida; Rosales; Cannabaceae
Exons: 3
Coding region: 176-604 (142 amino acids)
Cellular component (GO): nucleolus
Source: RefSeq, a predicted model, not a curated record